Messenger RNA from Adineta steineri, 354 nucleotides. The record is from the annotation of a GenBank genome assembly. Lineage: Eukaryota; Metazoa; Rotifera; Eurotatoria; Adinetida; Adinetidae.
AUGGAUUUAAGAAUAGCUAAUUCGAUUGCUCGUAUUGCUGAAGCAAAACCAACGACAGUAGAUGGUAUUCAUAAACAAGAGCAGCGCCGAGACCAACAUCGUAAUAACCCAGGCGAUGGUAAUAAUGCACAACAAUAUACUGGAUCGUGUAGCGGUAGUGGUAUAAAACAACAAGUAAAUCGAAUGAAUGAGGAACGAAAUGAAAGACGUUUUGGUGCUAACUCAGUACGACAAUAUCAAUCGGAUGAUAAACGAAAUCCAGUAACACCAUUAAAUCUUGCACCACAAUGUGUAUGUUUUAAAGCAUCAACAACUAAAAAGAAACCUGAAGAUGAUCGUGCAAAUAUGAAUUGA